UGAAGUUCCCGUGUAACAUGGCAUAAGGCAUAACCCUCCAGGGACUUCUCCAACAGUUUCUUAGAAUUGAGAGCAGAUGCUAAGUCUCUGGUUGUCUCCUGACAGCACCAGAUAACCCCUUUCUGGGGUCACCUAGGUCUUACAAUUAUUUUGUGCCCAGGGCUCAGCCUUUGAUGUUUGUAGCCUUUGCUCGAGGCUACUGUUUGAGUGAACCCAAGUGUUCCAGAUGAAAUGAUACAAGAACAAGUUCACAUAAUAAGGCUAUUCCCCAUCGCCCCCUCCAAUCAGCUGGAGCGCUGCAGCUCCCCCUGCUCUUCCUUUCUCCACUGCUGCAGAUUUCCAGGGCUCUGAGAAAAGGAGGAGGACGCAGACUCUGCUCUUCAGAUCCACACGCUGAUCCCCACUACAACUAGUGACCUGAACUCGGGAGUCUGAGUGGGACACGCAGAUGGCCCUGGUGACUGAGAUGACAUCCUCUCUAAAGAUCUGGGGCAUGCUCUUGGCCCUGCUUUACAUCCUUUGCAGGAUGUGUGUAUACAGUAAAGACGUUUACUGGAGAGAAUUCAUAAAACUUCAUUACUUAAGUCCAAGUAGAGAAUUCAAAGAGUACAAAUGUGAUGUCCUCAUGAGAGAAAAAGAAGCUCUGAAAGGCAAAAGGUCUCAUAUAUUCAUCUAUAGCUUAUGGUUCAAAAUUCAGCGUACAUGCAUUGAUGAGAAGGGGAGCAACCGAUAUAGAAAUGCAUAUGUAUGGGCCCCAGGUGCCCUUAAAGUACUCGAGUGUCACUGGGAGAAGUACAACAGGAGGUACAUAGAGAGCAGAAGCUUCAGCUACAUUGAAUUCCAUUGUGGCAUAGAUGGAUAUGUUGAUAACAUAGAAGACCUGAAGAUUAUAGAACCUAUCAACAACUAGAAAGUCUAUGCACAUCCUCAGAUAUUGGUAGAGUAUUCAGUGCUUCCAAAGUGGUGGGCCCUGCCUCCAUCAAUAGCCCCAGCCACUCCCCACUUACAUUUAUGUGUCAGUGUUUUCCAAGUACUUAGAGUUUAUGUACCUCGCGAUUUCUUGAUACCAAAUCUUUGUGUGGUGUCUGUAUCUGUAAUACAAUUUUGUCCUAAUUUGCCUAAUUUACACCCAUAUUUUUUCCAAGAUUCAGCUCCUAUGGCAUCUAUCCUUGACUAACCUAAGACUUUUCCUGAUAUUGACUCUCUUUAUACCUAUCCAAGCUGAACAAACUUCUUUUUCUUAAAUAAAAUAUAGUAUUCUAA
Chlorocebus sabaeus (green monkey) is the source of this 1263-nucleotide messenger RNA. RefSeq names its product epididymal protein 3A (gene EDDM3A). Lineage: Eukaryota; Metazoa; Chordata; Mammalia; Primates; Cercopithecidae. The record is from RefSeq and is a predicted model, not a curated record.